This is a messenger RNA of Macrosteles quadrilineatus (aster leafhopper), 5322 nucleotides long. RefSeq names its product cyclin-dependent kinase 12-like. Bases 378 to 4955 code for a protein of 1525 amino acids. The transcript has 23 exons. Gene Ontology annotation, molecular function: cyclin binding; RNA polymerase II CTD heptapeptide repeat kinase activity; cyclin-dependent protein serine/threonine kinase activity. Gene Ontology annotation, biological process: positive regulation of transcription elongation by RNA polymerase II; protein phosphorylation; transcription elongation by RNA polymerase II. Gene Ontology annotation, cellular component: nucleus; cyclin/CDK positive transcription elongation factor complex. The record is from RefSeq and is a predicted model, not a curated record. NCBI's taxonomy places the organism in Eukaryota, Metazoa, Arthropoda, Insecta, Hemiptera, Cicadellidae.
AUGGCCGUCAAGGCGUAGUCACAUCACGCUGUAUGACGAUUCUGAUUAAAAUUAAUGUCAAAAACAUUAAAUAUCAAAUUAACUGCAGCAAUAAAGUUUACUGAAUCAAUCAUAAUCCAUUUACUACUUUAAUUAUAGUUCCAUAUUGCUUUAACAGUAGAAUACCGGUUUGAAAACGGUGUCAUAGUCAUAGUGAUGACCAUUUUCAAGAUCGCUUUUACAGAAGAACCGUAGUGAUCGAUACCUCCACGUUGCCGUUCGUUGUUUUUGUACCAGCUUUUUCUAUUAUUUUUUUGAAGACUUUACUUGGUGGAGGAUUUGUCUUUUCCAAACUUCCUUUGAAAUGGUGACAGAUUGUAUUGAUAACUUAAGGUGUAAUGCCCAGUGGACAAGAUGGAGCUCAAAAUGGAACAGAAUGUCAGUCAUUUCAUACAUCUGUGGACUGUGAAGUGGACAGCCCUGAGUCAGGGGAGAUAGAUGGAGCCAGUAUGGAUUCCAUUGUAAACUCUUACAAACAUUCUCACAGAAAUUCCGAAAGCAAAUCCAGGAAAUCUCGCAAGAAGAGACAUUCACACGCAGCUGAAAGUGGAGAAGACGACGAUUCAGUUGCAAUAACAUCAGUGAAGCCUCUUGUUGAAUAUUCUGACGUUAGUUCCGAGGAACUAUCAAGUCCAGAGGCUGGAGAGAUCCAGAGUGAAGAAAGUGUUUUGGACCAAAGCGACGACGAUUCCUCCAUGUCUCGCCGACAGAAUCAUCACAGUCGGCGGAAAGAAGAAAGGUAUAAAUCAGAGAAGUCUUCUUACCAAGGAUCUCCAGGUUCCAAGGAAGCCUCGGGCCUUUCUCCUGCCCGACAGAAAGAGAAGAAAGAAAAGCGCAAGAAACACAGCACGGACAAAUCGCCCAAACUAAUAAAACAAAGUAGUGGUUCUCAAGAUGAAAUACCAGUCAGAGAUAAAGAGAAAAAACAUAAAGACAAAAAACACAAAAAGACCGAAAAGAAGUCCAAACAUAGUCCCUCAAGUUUGAAAAAGAAAAAGAAGAAAUCUAAACAUGCCUCCAAAAGCAGUAGUUUGGAAAAGAGUGCUUCCAGAGACAUAAGCUUGUCGCCAUCGGACGUCAUAGGUAGACCGAGCCCAAACAGAACGUUUUUAGGAGGAUCAAACAAUUUUUCCAAGAACGACUGGGAAGAAGAGGAAGAGCUUCCGAGGAGGAACAAUGGAUCGAGUGUUGAAAAUGAAGGAGAACGAAGGAUCACACCGCCAAUGUUACAGAGAGUCGCGGCGGUCAGCUCCCCUCACACACCACCUCUUCCACCAAAGGCCUACGAGAACUCCAAACUAGACAAGAGGUAUAAACCUCAGACCAGCCCAAGCGGCAGAUCACCAAGUUUGGAAGAAGGUGAGGAACAAAUCGGGUCUCACAGUAUGUCUCGCAGCAGAAGAGCAGAUAGUCUAGAAGAGGGAGAAGAAAGAGGACGAACAAGAAGCAGAACAAGAAGGGAGAGUUUGGAAGAAGGGGAGGAAAGAGGGGAUGACAGGCCUAGAUCCAAACAUCGACUGGAAGAUGGCGAAGAAAGGAGGUCUAGCAGGAGUAGGCACCGUGCGGGAAGUGUAGUUGUAGAGGGGGAAACGGACGAUAGGAGGAGACACAAGAGCAAACACAGACCAGAGAGCUUGGAGGAUGGUGAGGAAAGGAGACAAAGGAGUAAACACACAGCAGAAAGCUAUGAAGAAGAGGAGAGGAGACCUAUAAGGAGAAGAUCUCCAAGCGUAGAGGAACUGAGGAUAAGAAGACGAUCAAUCAGUCCCCCACCAUUCCGCAGGUCUCCUAGUAUUGAUGAGAGGGAGGAGAGGCUAAGGAUUAUGCAUCGAGAGCAGUUGGAAUAUGAAGAAGAACAGGAGAGAAUGAGGUAUGAGCGGGGUACGAUGCGGCGCAUAUAUCGAGGAGACAGUAUGGAAGACUUAGUACGGCUACCCCGACGUAGGAGGACGCCGUCGAUGGAGCGAGACGAGCGAGUACGCUGGGAGGAGUCACCAGUCCGCACAGUGAUACGAAGGAGUGUGUCUCCACCUCACCGCAAACGCAGGAAGGCCGAGAGAGAGCGACGUCGCGACAGCCAUAGAAGAAAGGAGCACAAGGCACGCAAAGAUAGGAAGCGGAGGUCUCGAUCUCGCUCCCCACUCAGGUCUCGGCACUCGCUGUCUCGUAGUCCUGUCAGGGCCAGGAGAAAGGUGAGCAGGUCGCCAGCGCCAGCUCCGGCCAGACACUACAGCAGGUCUCCCAGCUACCCCCGUGACUACCGGGCUAAGAGACCUCGCUCUCGCUCAAAGUCAAAGUCACCAACGUCUAUGCGGCGUGUACGUGAGAUCUCCGCUAAGGUGAAGAUGAGCGAGACCAGCUUGUUUGCUGAGUUGGUUAAGGACAGGAACAUGCGAGAGCUGGCGAUGCGGAGGUUGGCCGCCCUGACAGACCCGGACAGCAACAGUGUGGUGGUGGUAGAGGACAACAACAGUCAGGACAACAACCAGGCGUCAUCCCAGGAGGAGACCACCAGGACACCACCGCGGGUCAACGUCGAUGACAUCCCGGUGCCCAAGAUGGAGACACCUCCUCAACCACCCCAGUCUGGGGAGAACGCAUACCCUCUAGCCAUGGACCCCACGGCACUGUUCCCACAAGACAUGCUUCCCACACUCGGAGUGAAGAGUGACAGUGUAAAACUGGCGACGCCACCCAAAGUGAAUGUGACACUAGACCCGGCCAAGAGACCGAUCGAUGUUGUUAAUAGUGUACAUAGAACUAGUGAUAUCAAAUCGGAACCUAGUGGUUCGGUGGCUGUGAAAAGUGAACCUGAGAAAAAAUCGGUGCUAGUUUCUAAACCUAAAAGUUUAACUAAAUUACCAAUGCCUCCAGGGAUUGAUCAGAAUGAUCUGGAGAGCAUUGAUUCUCCUCCUAGUAAAUCACCUAGUCCGAUACCUGAGAAGAAAACGCCUCCAAAGAAAGGGAUUAAGGAUCUUCCCCUUCCUCCAGUUGUGGCUGGCGUGGAGGAGCUGAGUGGAGAUGAUGAUGUAACUCUGACACCUCCGAGGACCAAGAAACCGGAACGGAGCAGACGGCCGAAGCACGACCCUACCAAGGCACUGACCAAGCCUCGCAUCGUCAACCGCAGAAGGCCACUGACGCAUGUCAUGCUUAACAAUGACUGGGGUGAACGCUGUGUCGACGUCUUCGAAGUCAUCACACAGAUUGGAGAGGGCACCUACGGCCAGGUGUACAAAGCUCGAGAUAAGCGCACUGGUGAGUUGGUGGCAUUGAAAAAGGUUCGACUGGAGAAUGAAAAGGAAGGAUUCCCCAUCACAGCUGUUCGAGAGAUUAAAAUUCUACGUCAGCUAAAUCAUAAGAACAUUGUCAACCUGAGAGAAAUUGUCACUGACAAGUCUGAUGCUCUGGACUUUAGAAAAGACAAGGGAUCCUUCUAUUUGGUGUUCGAGUACAUGGACCAUGACCUGAUGGGGUUGUUGGAGUCAGGAAUGGUCAACUUCAAUGAGCAACACAACGCGUCCAUCAUGAAACAGCUGUUGGACGGGCUCAACUACUGCCACAAGAAAAACUUCCUCCAUCGCGACAUCAAGUGUAGCAACAUCCUCAUGAAUAACAGAGGGGAAGUGAAGUUGGCAGACUUUGGGUUGGCUCGGCUCUACAACGCAGAGGACCGAGAGCGGCCGUACACCAACAAAGUGAUCACCCUGUGGUACCGGCCACCAGAACUGCUGUUAGGUGAAGAGAGGUACGGGCCUGCCAUCGAUGUGUGGAGCUGCGGUUGUAUCCUCGGUGAACUGUUCCUCAAAAAACCUCUGUUCCAGGCCAACGUGGAGAUUAUGCAAUUGGAAAUCAUCUCCCGGCUUUGUGGGACGCCUACACCAGCUGUGUGGCCCUCUGUGAUAGAACUGCCACUGUGGCUCACACUCAAGCCAAAGAAGACACACCGUAGGCGGCUGCGCGAGGAGUUUGUCUUCAUGCCGUCGUCCGCUCUCGACUUGCUGGACAAAAUGUUGGAGCUAGACCCAAACAAGCGAAUCACAGCUGAGCAAGCCCUCAAGUCCGCCUGGCUCAAGAAUGUCAAUCCUGAACGUAUGGUGGCUCCUGAGUUGCCGACAUGGCAGGACUGUCACGAGCUAUGGAGUAAGAAGCGCAGACGGCAGAUGCGCGAAGCCGAGCUUACAGGGAAACCUAUGCCAUCAAAGAUGCAAACAAGAAUGCAUCCCUACGAUGAGAAUAUGGAAAAUGCUGGGGGCGGAUCGUCUUGUUCUCCCCUUCAAAGAAGGAUCCUAGGAGACAGCUCAUCUAAAGCCCUGAAGAUGGAGGCAGGCUUCAUGAGCAGAGAGAUGUAUCAUCCCGCGGGACCUCAGGCUAUGCUUGAAUCACCAUUGGAGACCAAUACUCCGCCACAGCCUGCGUCCAGGGUCAACGCAGGGGUUAGGCCGAUGUCCAUAUCCACCUCCUCAAACCACAGUGAGUCAAGGACUCCUCCCAUAGUGGGUGAGGGUGGUGGAGGGGAAGACCUACUGCAGAAUCAGCUGUCUGGCAUAGCUCACGCACUGUUGUCUCGGCAACCCAUCAGAGUACAACAGCUGAUGUCGCUGCAUAGUGACAAGGAGGUGGAUCCGAUGACGUACCAGCUGACUGACAGUCUACGCUCUGAGCUGAGACAAGCGGCUGGGGCCAACUCGCACAAACCCCAGAAGUUGGAUCCGAAACAGCAUGUUUUCUAUCCUCAAGUGAGCGGUGCCGCAGGUGAGAGCGGGUUUGACGCUCACGCAGUCUACGCUGGGGACAACGCGGUGAGUGCUGGCGCACGCUCUAGUCUUGCCACCGAGGGCGUGCGGAACACACUGGCUGCUCUGUUGAACAGAUACAACCACCAGCAAGCCGCCCAGUCCCUACAUACAGGAUGACAAUGGUUCUAGUCUGAUACUGUAUCUCUUGAAUGGUCAACCCUCAAGAGGGAUGCUGGAAGAUCGACAGUUCGUCCCUCCAAGCAUUCCACUUCUUGAGCGACUGACAUGUACAAAUAUGUUUUGUAAAAAUUUUCAAGACACGAGUAGUUGUAGCUAUAAGUAGCUGGACAGGAGUUUGUUUUGUUUUAUAAUGCCUGACUUAUAUCUGUGACUUAUGACUGUUCAUAAUUUUAUUGUUUUAAUGUUUUGUAAAUAGUACGGAAUCGAAAUAAUUUUAUUGUAUUAUAUUUUGGAGGGUUUCCAUUCUCUGGAUCAAGUGGUGUGCAUUACUACUUGUUAAUAAAGAGAAUAUUACCAAAAGAUA